Messenger RNA from Myotis davidii, 872 nucleotides. It is a transcript of the gene TSPAN19, whose product is annotated as tetraspanin 19. Gene Ontology annotation, cellular component: membrane. NCBI's taxonomy places the organism in Eukaryota, Metazoa, Chordata, Mammalia, Chiroptera, Vespertilionidae. The record is from RefSeq and is a predicted model, not a curated record. The coding region runs from base 1 to 516 and encodes 171 amino acids. The transcript is spliced from 6 exons.
AUGCCAUUAAAAGAAGAAAAAUUGUUUCUACAAUAUGCGGUACUGUUAAUCUGGGCCUUUGGUGUUCAGGUUGCACUUUCAACACUCAUCUUCACAAAGAAAGAAGAGGUUCACCAAGUAUGGCAUGAUGAAAUUGAUUUAAUCAUUUCUCAGUAUGGAUCUAAAGAUGUGCCUGAAGACAUACUUAAGUGGACUAUUCUGAAUGCUUUACAAAAAACAUUGCAGUGUUGUGGCCAACACAAUUACACAGAUUGGAUAAUGAAUGAGAAUAAAGAAAAUUCAGAACAGGUGCCAUGUUCUUGCACGAAUUCUACAUUAAGAAAGUGGUUUUGUGAUGUGCCACUGAAUGCAACUUACUUAGAGGGUUGUGAAAAUAAAAUCAACACAUGGUAUCAAGCUAAUGCUUUAUCAUUAAUUGGAAUUAACUUUGGACUUUUGGUUUCAGAGGUUUUGCAAAUCUCAUUAACUGUCUCUUUCUUCAGACAUAUCAAGAACAGAAUAUUUGCAGAAAUGUGAUCUUUGGAUUUUAAUUUGUCUGGAAGAAACCAGUUAAUUCGCAAAAUAAUCACAAUGUAUUCUUUUAUUCCAAAAAGUUUCUCAAUUACAUUAAUGAAGUUUAGGAGUCAUUGAAGUCAUUGGUUAUAUGUAACAUAAAAUUUUUGGAAUUAUAAUACAUCACUCCAUGAACUUUUUAUUUGGUUUUUCAACAUAUCAAAUAUUUCAAAAUAUCAAAAUAUUCUGCAGUUUAGAACUUCACCUUGAGUUAUUUUCUGAAUUCAGGGGAUAUCACGAAUAUUAAAACCAAAAUGUAGUUAAAUACUAUAAUAUAUUUUGAGUUUCUUAUGUAGAAAAUGUUAAUUAAGCAAUUAUAG